This is a messenger RNA of Lymnaea stagnalis (great pond snail), 23575 nucleotides long. NCBI's taxonomy places the organism in Eukaryota, Metazoa, Mollusca, Gastropoda, Lymnaeidae. The record is from the annotation of a GenBank genome assembly.
AUGACGGCAAAGAACAUUAUUGUUGCUGAAAAUGAAGAAAUUUUUGACGAAAGUGAAGGAGAGCUGGUAGAUUCACAACUAACUGUUGCAUGCAAUCAACCACGUCAUUGUGGUAAAAUAGAGGGGUCAAAUCUAUGCUUACAAUGUUGGCGAAUGAAAGAAAGGGUAUGUUAGUAUGUAAGCUUACUCCUUAUUGAGCUUCUUUUUUUAAUAUUUUUAAGUUACAUUUAAAAUAAGCAAACCAUAUCAAUAAGUCCAAUAGCUUUGUUUAAAACAUUUCACAUUGUCUUUCAUUAAUUAACUAAUAUAAUAUUCAAGCCCUACACUGAACCUUAAUACUUGCUUUGUUUCAGUUUGCCUUUUAAAAAUGAUAAUCACGCACUAGUUGCUAUUAAUUUCCACAGAACUUUGUUUUAAAACAUUUAAAAUUUUAACAAUUUGAUACAAAUUCUUAAAUGUUUGAUUGACUCAAUCAAAAUUCAAUUUCCUUUCCAUCUACAACAGAUGAAAACAGUCAGUGUAGCCCUUGUGCUUUGUCUAAAUGUUGGGGUAGACCCACCAGAUGUAGUGAAGAUUUCUCCUUGUGCUCGAAUGGAAUGUUGGAUAGGUAAGAGUCACUCUGUCAACCUUAUGUAAUAUAAAGUUUUGAAAAAACUAGAGCUAGAUUAUUUGGUUUUGAAAUUCUUAACAUUUAAGAAUAAUCUUAUCAUAAAGAUUGGAGUAAUAAACAUUCCAGACUAAUAUAUUACAAUGUCACAUGUGUAAAUAACUAUUGCAAACAAAAUCUAAAAUCUAUUGCAAAGAAAGGUGGUAGAAAUUGGCUGACAACUUUAUGUUUACAUUAAAAUAUUUUUAAAAAUUUAUGAACAUUAUUCUUCUAUCAAAAAUAAUUAAAUUCUACCACAAAUUAAUUCAUGCAUCUGAUAUUUCAGGAAAUUUGAAUAAUAUAAAAUGAAAUAAAUUAAAGACAAAUAUAUUUCAUAUGUUUGAACAAAUUUAUUAAUUAAAUUUCUUCUGCAAUUUAUGACAUUUGUAGAUCCUCACACCAUGAGUCCUCAAAAAGCUUUAGAAUCUAUUGGAUCAAAUUUACAAAAACAAUAUGAAAGAUGGCAGCCAAAAGCUCGUUAUAAGCAAUCCCUUGAUCCCACAGUCGAAGAAAUGAAGAAAUUAUGUGUCUCUUUAAGGCGGAAUGCGAAGGUUUGAGAACUUAUAAUAAUAUUUUUAAAUUUUGUAUUUAUAUUUAAAGAAAAUUGUACAAUCACGAUGAUAAAAAAAUUUUGUCACUCAAAAACAAUUGAAUUCUUGAUAAUCCAUAUGUUUUUAUUUCUGGCUAGGAGGAAAGAGUGCUGUUUCAUUACAUAGGCCAUGGUGUUCCAAAGCCCACAGCAAAUGGAGAAAUUUGGGUUUUUAAUAAGGUAAAUGCAUUUGGACCAGGCCUGCACCACUCAAAAUGUAAGGUGGCCUUAAUACCUUAUGAAAAAUCUCUGCGGGCUGAAAGAAAAUUAAGCUGGGGAAAGCUAUUUAGAAAAAAUAAGAAGAAGAAGAAUAUUUAAUUACUUCGCAGGCCGCAAACUGGGUGCUGCCUGGGCCGCGAGCGGCCCGUGGGCCGUAUGUUGUGCAGGCCUGGUUUAGACGGUACACAUUUUUAAUAAAAAUUUAUUUUAGAUUAGCAAAAAAUUGUUUUCUAAUAUUUUUUUUGCAUUGAAGUUCUUGCUAAUAUUACAAUGUGUGGUUUUCUCCCUUCUUUUUAAGAGCUAUACUCAGUACAUUCCAUUAUCAUUAUAUGAUUUGCAAAUCUGGAUGGGAAGCCCUUCAAUUUAUGUGUUUGAUUGUUCUAAUGCUGGAAUAAUCAUAGACCUGUUCAAGACAUUCACUGCCCAGAGGGAACAAGAAGCUGCUGUAAUUAUUGAUUUUUAUGUCAACUUAAUUUUGUUUCAUUUAUGUUUAUGAAUUUUAAACAGAGUUUUAACAUUCAAAAUGUUUUCUUUUUAAAUAAAAAAUUCAAAGGACGUAAUAUCAAAUUUUUAGUUUUACUAUUAUUUAACAUGGAAACAAUUCUGGGAAAUAAUUUGUUUUUAUUUUUGUUUUUCAUUUAUAAUUUAUAUGUUGUAGGUUACAUUUUUUAAAAAAUAUCUGUGCAGACCUCUGGACAAAUAAACACAGAUCAAAGUGCACCAUCAAGUAUAAAGAACAGUAUUCUUCUUGCAGCCUGUGGAUCUACUGAACAUUUGCCAAUGAACCCUGACCUUCCUGCUGACCUUUUUACCUCUUGUUUGACAACACCACUAAAAGUUGCAUUAAGAUGGUAAGUCACUUUAAAAAAUGAUUAAUUUUGAGAAUUAUCAUUAGGAGUCCUACAUCUGAAACUUAAUGUUGUGUAAUUGACAUUAUUGUGUUUUAUAUAUCACAGGUAUGUUUUACAAAAUAGAAGUCUAGUGCCUGGGUUAACAAUGGAAAUGGUUGACAAGUAAGAUAAUUAUGUUAUAUAUUAUUUAAAUUUUUAAAAAAAUGAUUACUUGUAUUUAAAUUUUAUAUAUUUAUAUAUUAAUAAUAAAAGUAGGGAACAAUGUGUUAUACAUUUUCACCUGGUACUAAUUCCAAUUUCUUUUUUGACUACUAUUUGCAAAAUUCGGGUACGAAUCUGAGUACUAUUUGUUCCAUAUACUCAUUGUUCAUGAUUUUCCUGUGUUACUUUUGCUAUUGUGUAAAAUAUUAAUACAAAGAAUAUAAGGCGUCCAAUCAAUAUCAAUAGGAAAUUAUUUAUUCUUGUUAUUUCUAUGAAUCGUAGGGAAUUUAUUAUUUAAAAAUUAAUAUCAAACAUGUGCAAAUAAUAUUAAUUCGCAUGCACCAUUUUUGGCUCCCAUGCCCCUGCUACCUCUUGAAUCUGGCUCACAGCUACAAAAGUUUUCCCACCCCUGGUAUAGAAUAUAAAUACUACUUUGUCUAAAUGAAAUUAGUAAGAAAUAUCUAUAUUUACACUGGUUUUAUUAUUUUUUUUUUUAAAGAGACUUCCUGCUGACUUUUGAUAUUUAAAAAAAUCAAAUUUAAUCUGUUUUUCAAAAAGAAUUCCAGGACAGCUGAGUGACAGAAGGACCAUGUUAGGAGAAUUGAAUUGGAUAUUUACUGCUAUUACAGAUACGAUUGCUUGGAACUCAUUGCCAAGAGGUGAUUACAUUGAUUAACAUACCAAAACUACAGUGGAACCCCACUAUAACACUAAAUUGGAUAUAACUCAGUAAUGACAUCGCUCCCAAAAUUUAUUUCUUAUAUUCAUUUGCAAAUCAAACAAUUUUAUUAGAGCUAUGUGGAAAUUAAUAUAAAUUUUUAAAUUCAUUUAGGGAUGAGGUCACAUAUUAAUUUGAAAAUUAUACGAUCAUGGCAUGGUUCCUGUUAUUAUUGACAUUAAUAAACAACAAAAGCCGCAAACAUUUUGGCAGUGUUAUUAGAUGUAAAGUUAAAAUAGGCUAGAUAAUUACAUCAUUUAGCUUUAACGUUAUUUGCAUGGAAUCAAGGCUUCUGUGAGACUGUGUGUCAUGUGUAUGUUGGUAGUCGUCUUCUGUGCUUUAGGAUGCAUUAGCAACAAUAGGGCUAGCAAACCAUUAAUAAAUGCAACACUUAUUUUAAAGCAAUCCAAUAUUUAUGGACCCUUAUUAUUAAUUUACUGUCAGCUGCUGACAGUGGAUAUUCAGUCAGAUGUCCUGACCGUUUACUUUAUAAAAAUAAAUUAUUAGACUUUUUUCUUAAUAAAUUUCAAAAUAUUAAUAGAAAAAGAAGUCAUAUGAAAAGAAUAAAAAUAUUCAAAGAAAAUAAAGUAAUUGAGUUGUCCAGCUGUUAAAUGUAUAUUACGUUUCUAAACUUAGUGAUCUGAUCUUAACUUCUAUUAAUUAUUUUCCAAAUUUAUUUGAGCAUGCCAUCUAAAACUUUUUAGUGCUAUGAAGUCUCGUAUAUACCCUAAAAAAAAGUCUAUCGGAUGUAUCAUCAACCCUUUAUUAACAUUUAAAAAAUGUUUUCAUAUCUCAACUUUGUCGAAAGAAACAAAUAUAUCUUUGAACAUAAGUUUUUUUUAUCACUGAUAAGAUAGAGGUGUUAGUCGUUUUUAGGUGCUUCAUUAGUUUUGAUUGUCAAAAGUAUAUUGCUACAUGUGUUGUACAUGAGGAAAUUUAUAAAACUUUUCUAUAAUCUAUUUUCAGAACUGUUUCAGAAACUUUUCAGACAAGAUUUACUUGUUGCUAGUUUGUUCAGAAAUUUUCUUCUUGCUGAGCGCAUCAUGAGAUCCUACAACUGCAUUCCUGUUUCAAAUCCUAAGUUACCAUAUACUCACCAGCAUACAAUGUGGUAAUAAUCAAAACUUAUUUUUUUUUAAAGUUUUGAAGUUAUUCAUUUUAAAAAAAUGAUUUUCAUUCAGUUUUGGCAUAAUUUAUUUGUAUUAGAAUGAUACAUUCUUAAUUGGUAGUGAUGAAUUUUAAGGAAAAAACAAAUGUCUCUCCAUUACUUUAUUUUGCUCUCUAGGCAGGCAUGGGAUUUAGCUUUAGACCUUUGCCUUCAGCAGUUAACAUCUAAGCCAUUGACCCCUGACGGCAUGACUUUUGCACACAGCCCAUUUUUUGCAGAGCAGUUGACUGCUUUCAAAGUAUGGUUAGAUUGUGGCACUGAAACCAGACGGCCACCAGAGCAAUUACCAAUUGUAUUACAGGUUAGCUGAUAACAAUUACAUGAAUAUUGGUACUCAUACUGUUAUGUGAUCAAUUAAAUGUAUUUUUUAAGUCUUUUUGUGGAAUAAUAUAGCUUAAAUUUUGUGUGAAAUAUUAAUAAAAUUAUUUGAACAUCACGGUUCAUCCCCAAAGGCUCGAAGCACAGUACAUACCAAAUUGAAGUACAAAAUGCAACAUUACAAAAACUACCCAUUCUAAGUCUUUCAUACCUUGCAACCAUAAACAAAACAGGCCAAUAUUCAUCCACAAGAUAAUAGUUAGAUGACAACAUCACCCCAGCAGGUGUUUGCAAAAUAGAUAAGUCUUCAAAUCAGUUUUGAAAGAAUCCAGUGUCUGACUGUUUCUGAGAGCGACAGGAAGGGUGUUUCAAAUUGUUGGGCUAGCAAAUGCGAAAGUGCGCCCCUUGUAAGUCUCAAGGCGAACACGUGGUAUCAGAUGAGCGAAGUUGUCUAGUGGGUACAUAAGGCGCCAGUAGUGCUUUGAGAUAGGACGGUGCCAGGUCAUGCAAGCAGCGGUAGCACAGAGUUGCAAUUUUGUACUCUAUGCGAGCGUGGACCGGCAGCCAAUGCAACUCUCUCAGAAGUAUUUUAGCAUGGUCGAAUUAGCAUUUUCGAAGAACAAUGCGAGCCGCAUUAUUCUGUGCUUUUUGAAUAUUAUCCAGGAGCGUAGCUGGAAGACCCACCAUAAGAGCAUUGCAGGAGGCUAUGCGUGAUAACACGAAUGCAGACAUCAGCCUCUUUGAUGCAUCUAACGUUAAGAAAGGUCUUAUAUGACUAAUUCUGCGCAGCUCUAGAAAAAUCGCCUUGCAAAGCAUGUUAAUGUGAUUUUCCCUAGUUAGUGUUCAGUCUAAGUAGACACCCAGGUUUCGCACUGUUUGCGCAUUCUUAAUCUGUAUACCUGAGAGAGUAAGGGUUUGUGUGUUAUUUAUAUAUUUUAGCUUUUCAGCGGUUGCAAAGGGGAUCAGCUCGGUCUUUUCAUCGUUCAAUUUAAGCUUCUUUAUAUUACCCUGAAAAUAUCUUUUAAAAAUAUAAUUUUCACAGUCUUAUAGAAGUUAGUUGGUUGUAAUUGGAUUUAACUUAGUUUUAUAUUCUACAAAUAGAGAAAAAAAAAGAUCAACCAACACAUUUCUAGGAAUUUUUAAAAAAUAAAGCUUUAAAAUAAAAGUUUGAGAGUGGGAAAACACAAAAUUAUUCCUAACAAUUUACCUAUAAGUAAUAAUUUAAGGGCAUUUUUAACAAUGUAGCAUAGAAAUAAACAUGCGUAAUUAGCAUUUUAAAAUUUUAAUUUGAAUAUAUUUUUUUCAAAUCUUUCUGUAUGAAUUUUUUUAAAGGUUUUACUUAGUCAAGUUCAUAGAGUUCGAGCAUUAGAUUUGCUGGGCAAAUUUCUCGAUCUCGGUCCUUGGGCAGUUAACCUGGUAUGUGUAUUUUUAUAAUACCACUGACAGAUGUAUGUAUUUUUAUUAAACCUUAUGAUGUCCUUGUACAAAAAAAUGUAUUACACUGUAUGUUUAAUUAAAUAGAUGAAAUAAAGGUGGGAAAAGUUGCACCAGUUUAAUUAGAUUCAGAAUCACUUAAGUGUGAAUUGAAAAACUAAUUACACUUGAUAUGUUAAUAUCUCUUUAACAUCUCUUAUCCACAGGCUUUAUCCGUUGGCAUUUUUCCUUAUGUCUUAAAACUGCUACAAAGUUCAGCCAAAGAAUUGAGACCUCUUUUAGUGUUUAUUUGGGCUAAGAUCCUUGCUGUUGACCCAGUAAGAAUUUCUUAUUUUUCAAAAGGGGAAAUAAAUAUAUAUCAUCUUAGUUCAGUCAUAAAUUUUCUAAUUACCUUGAUUGAUAAUUCAUAGAAAAUUUAAUAAGUCUCAGCCUAAAUUUACAUGUUUGUAAAGUGUUUUUAAGAGGAUGAGACAACUUGUUGAGUAGGUUUUAGUAUUCAUCCAACUGAUUUUUAUAUGCUAUAUUUUUUUAAUUAAUACACUUUUUUUUUCAGUCUUGUCAGACAGAUUUGGUCAAAGAUAGUGGCCACAAAUACUUUUUGGGUGUUCUUUCAGAAACAUCAAUGGCAGUAAGAAUGCCUUUUUAUUUUCUAUAUGAAUAUAUUAUUAUUAAACUGUUUUUUCCAAAAUAAUCUCAACUAAUUAAGAAUAAAUACCAGUACAUUUUUAUAAGAUUGUAACUUGCUAUUUAAAAAUAUUUUUACCUUGAUUUUUUUUGUGUACAAAUUAAAAUGACAACUACAUAUAUCAAUUAAAAAUUUAAAAUAUUAUUUUAAAAUAAAUAUUUCAUAUACUUUAUAUAUAGGCCAAUAAUUCAUUUUCAGGCUGAGCAUAGGACAAUGGCAGCAUUUGUCAUGGCAAUUAUCAUGAACAGCUAUGCACAAGGCAGGGUGAGUAUAAAAAGAUAACCUUUUCUAUGAUUAAAAAAUUCAGGAAUUUUUUUAUACUUCUCUUGUAACAAGAUCCAUAUUUAAUCUUAUUUACCAGACUUUUUGUAGAAAUUUCUUAAUAUUAAAAAAAAAAAUUGUUUGUAAUUUCUUUAGGUUUCAUCUUUUAUUACAAAGAAAUCUUUUAAAAAUUUUAACCAAUGAAUCUAAGAGUUCGUCUCCUUCAUUAUUAUGCCAUCAGCUCUGUGAAGAUCUACUGCAAUGUCUUCUGCAAUGUUCUUUAUCAUUAAAUAUUUUAUAUCCUUAUCAUAGGAAGCAGCACUGAAAGACAAUACCAUAUCAACUUGUCUUGAACAGCUGGUAGAUCCGAAUGCCCACCUUAGGCAGUGGUUAGCGCUUUGCUUGGCAAAGGUAAUCAAAUGGUACCCACUAUUAAAGGAAAUAGCCAUGCGUCAAGUACACGUUUCCUUAAUGCAAUAGACAGUUACUCUUUUGUUAUCAAGGGCAUGAAUGUUGAGCACUCUGUAUAUAAUAUAAUGAAAUUAACCAUUUUUGAAAAGCUUAUUAUUUAAUACACAACUGCAUUAGAUAACUAUAGUACUUGCUUUUAGACUAGAUUCUAAGGAAAAAAACGGUAAGGACUGGUAUGAGAUAAAGAAUAGUGAAGUAAGGGAUGCAAAAAUAGUUUGGUUUAAUAGAAGGGAAUGGUAAAAUGUGGCUUGAAAAGAAUAAAGGAAAAAUUACUUAUACUUUUACUGAGGGCGUUUAGAUAAAUGCCAUAAAUAAAAGGCCCUAUUUCUCAACAUAUAUGUGAGAAGGGCUCACUUUUAACUACACUUCUAAAAUAUUUGUGGUACUGCACCACCUUACCUAUCUCACCUAUUUUUGAACAAAACAAUGGCUAUUGCACUUAUAAAUGGAUUUAAGCUAAAUAAAUUGUUUAAUUAUUAUUAUAAAAACUUAAAGCAGAUCAAAUUAAACAGAUAGGUAGCUUAGUAUAGAUUAGCUGUACAUAUCUUUUAUCCUGUAGUAUAUGGAGUUGUUAAUGCUUGUUCCUAGUAGCUGUUUUAUUUAUUACCUCUUUCAGGUUUGGACCAACUUUGACAAUGCUCGAUGGUGUGGUGUACGUGACCGUGCUCAUGAAAAGCUAUCCAAGCUUCUGUCUGACCCUGAGCCUGAGGUUUGUUCAAUCAUCUUUUAUAGCAAUGUACAAUUAAAUUAUUCUAUCACAUUUAUUUAGCAUUCAUUUUUUUUAACAUUUCUAUCCGGACUGUAAAAAUAUUUUAAGCUUAACUGCUCCAUCUUUAUUUAAUAUUAUGUAUCACAUUGAAGCUAUUUAUUAUGUGCAAUAUUUUUUUAUAAUUCAUCGCAUUAGUUAUCAUACUUAAAAUAAUCACUUUUGAAUGAUCAGCUUGGUCCAAAUUUUUAUUUUUAAAUUUCAAAGGUGAAGAAUGAAGAAUUAAUUUCUUUGUAAAUAUUUUUUUGAAUAGGUAAGGGCGGCAACUGUUUUUGCCCUUGGAACAUUUGUGUCAAGAUCUCUUGAUCGUACUGAUCAUUCGAUAGCAGUGGAUGUGAAUGUUGGAAAUCUUCUUGUUACAUGUAUCACAGAUGGUAGCCCACUGGUCAGAAAGGUUAAGAUGAAAGUGUUUUUUUUUAAAAUAAGAAAAUUACUGGAUUCAAGUUUCAUUUAAUAAUUCAUUGCUUGAACAAAAUACGUUAAUCAAAUGUAAAUGUUGUUCCUCCCCCCCCCCCAUUAUCUUACUAUCUAGUAAUCCAUUUUAUUGUGAUAUAUUUAUGAUAAAAAUCAUGUAAAUAAUAGAUAUCUGCACUUAUCACUGUUCUUUAGAGUACGCAAAAAUCUUUCAUAUGAUUUUUUUUAAAAAUAUGGAACCCUCAUUUGCAAUAUUAAUGCUCUUUUUUAGAUAGAAAUUGAAAAAGUCUCUGUUAUUGCGGCAUUAAAAUAUGAUAAUAAGGGAGGAGACUGCAAUCAGGUUAGGUAAAAGAAAUUUUUUUAAACAAGAUAGGGAAAACCUGACAAAAGGUUGCAACUAAACAACGAACGGGGUGGCAAGAUGGGUUCUUCAGUCAAAAGUACAAACAAAGAGUAACAAACUAAAAACUUAGCUGAAAUGUUGUAGCCCAGAAAACAACAUAGGAAUUUAAUAAACUUUAAGUAGGAAAGAUACUUAAUUUAGAUAAAGGGAAUUACAAUGGUGACUAGGUGUAGAAAGUAGGGGGGAGGAGAAAAGAUCUAACGAAUGAAGGAAAACAUGACAUUAAUGCUAUGUGGUGUCAAGGUCCCAUUUGUGUGGAUAAGUUUUUCCUCUAAGUUCACCCUGGCGGGCAUGUUCUUAGAGAAAACAAUGACGAUAAUAGAAAGGUCAUUGGUGCUUUUGUGGUUGCUACUAUUGAAGUGAUUUGAGAUAUGAAAUUGUUUUGCUUGAGCAAUAUUGUGAAAGUGUUCAGUACAUCUAUAUAAAAGCCGCUGACCUGUCUCACCCAAUUAAGCCAUAGGUAACAAUUUUAUUAUUGAAAAAUGCUAUAUUUAUCUCAUUAUCUUUUUUGACCAAAUGAAAAAAAUAUUAAAAUUUCUGAAAUUAUCAACUCAAAUUCUGUAAUUGGAUUGGGCUAGUCUGAGAUUUUUUAUUGAUUUCAGGAGCUCGUUGUGGCCUUUGGUGGGUAUGUGUCAGUUUAUAUUUCCCACUUUGUGGGCCUAGUCAAGAAGAUACAAGAGGAGGAAAAUGAUAGGAUGGUCAAAUCUCUUGACAUAGCGAGUAUGUACGCUAAUAAGGAAACACCAAGACCUUUAGGUAAGAAAUAAGUUUUAAUGACCGAUGUUUUAAAACUUGAAAUACAGAUCUAUAUGAAAAGUAUUUAAAAGACUGACAAUCUGAACAAAUAUGUGAAUAGAGUUACUUUAUAUUAAUGUAAUAUUAAGAUAAUUUACAGAACAAAUAUGUGAGGUGACUAGUAUCUAGUUGAAACUUUUUUGUUGAAAACAUAAUUGGAUGAGAGUCUUAUUUCAUUUUAUUUAUUUUAAAAAAAAACUUGAAGUUAGUAAGAAGUAUACAAAGUUAAAUUAUAAUUUAAAUUAUCUUUAUUUGGUGACAAAAGCUCUGUGCAAUGUGGUUUUGCUGAAAUCCGCUUUUUGACAUAUCCACUGACUUAAUUUUGCACACAUAAUCCAGCACAGUUCCCUUCGCAUAUUGGUAUGCCCUUAUUAUGACUUCAUUUUAAUGAUUACUUUACCUAGUAUGCAUGUGAACAAAUAAAAAUAUAUUUACAGUUACUCAUAAUAUACUAAUUUAAAAAAAAAUAUAAAUAUUUUACUCUUUCCCAUUUUAUACUAUUUCAAAGAAGAAUAACAAAAUUGAGAACAGAGAACAUUUUAAUUUCAAAAAUAUUUUUUCAAAUUCUACCCUGACAAACCAAAUCUCAAAAUUCCACUUGUGUCUAUCAUGAAUUUUUUUUUUUUAAAUCAAUCGAAAUUACAUCGUUACUUUUAGUAAUAUUUUUUCCUUUUAAUAGCCUUCAUCAGUGUACAAACUGUAGAAAAUUAAUGUUAGUGUCCAUCCCUCUAGACAAAGCUCAAUAAGCUGCUCUUAACAAUGACUGUAAAAUUUUGAAUCAUUUUCUCAUAAAUGAGGUAAAAAAUACUUCAAACUAUCUAAAUUAUUUUAAAUUUCCACUAGUUUGGUUGUGAUAUAUAUCGUAUCCUCGUGAGAUUCCUCUGGUUUAUUAUUAAACACAUGAUUGGCAACUUUUGAGGUAAACAUUUUAUAAUAAAUAAAGGCUUUCUAGUUUCAGAUUUAGGGACUUAAUUGAAUGUAUUUUGUCAGAACUGCUGAUCUGGUAUCCUGUGUUUGGAGAGCUGGGAAGGCUAUCAUUGAUUUAUUCAUUCUAAAACUUUUGAAUCAUAAAAGGAUUUGGGGAAAAGUUUGUUUGAGCUACAUCAGUGGUUUCCAAAUUAUAUGAUGGUAGUGCUUGCUGUAUGGGGAUGCUGUAUGGGGAGUCUGGUAUCAAAGUUUUGGUUGGGGAGGGUCAGAAGGGUGAAUUCCCAAUCAGAAAAUAAAGGACCAAUAAAAAUGUGUUUAUCCCUUCACUAUAAUCAGCUGAAGAAAGUUAGUAAAACAAUGGGUUUGGGUGAUAAAUCGUAGCAUAAAAGAUUUAGUGGGAAUCACCUUUAACAUGGAUAUCAACAAAUAGAAGUGGUCAAUGGUUUUUUAGAGGUGGGUUUUAUUCAGCUUAAACCCAUACUAAUCCAAAUUCAAGAUGCAUAUUUGAAAACUCAGAGUGAUACUAAAUUAUUAUUUGAAGGAAAAUAUUGCUCAGUUCAUGACAACUAACUUUUUUUUUAGUAUUCUUUUAUCAUCAUUAGUAUAUAAUGAAAUGCUUGAAGGGAAGAUAUCAUCAGAAGUAGAGGGAGGGGUGGAGAAGCAUAAAGGGCGGUAGUUGUAAGAAAUUUAAGGAAAGGUUAGGAAAUUUUGUGUUACAAAAUUUUGCACUGUAUUCUCACCUAUUCACUUUAAUAAAAUUAAAAUUUUCCUUUUACCUUCAUCUUCCAUCAAUAAAUAGUCAGAGAAAAUCUGCAGAAAUGGAAAGGGAAAAAAAUAACUCUGCUAUAAGUAUUAAUAUUAACAAGUCAAACACUGGCAACUAUUUCUUUAAAAAAAAAUUUUUUUAUAGAACCAGAAAAACCUUCAUUUUAAAUUCUAAAGAUAUAUGUUUAAUUUAUGCCAGGUUUGAUGACACACUCAAACUGAUGCACUAUUCAAAACAAAAAUGAGUACAUUUUAUUUGAUCAGAUAUGGUCUAAAAAAAAUUAUUAAAAACUUACCACCGUUACCUUGUUUUCCUGUUUUCAACAUACCGUACAUCAGUCUGAGGGUGUGAGUUUUAUGAUUUUUAAAUCAGCUUUUUUUAGAUUAAAAAAUUAAUGCCAUCAUAUCUCACAUAUUUGCCAUUGCAUGCAUUUUUGGGGACAGGUGUAAAAUAACUAAUGUUUGGAAAAGUAUAUUUUUAAAUUUUAUUUCUCCUUGGGUUAUAAAGGUUAUGCAUUACACAUAAUUGUUUGUAACCAGCAGCAUGAAGUGUCUUUUAUCAAGUUAAAUCAGCUACACUUUGUAACUGUGAAAAUCUAAUUACGUUUGAGCAUAGUCAUUAACUUCUUGCAAUAGUCUUGUCAAGCGUAAUCAUAUCUUGUUCCACUAUUUAUUGAUCAACUUCAGCUUAAGAAUCUGUUGUAACAUAUUGUGACUAACAAGUGUAGCUAUUGUGAAGACUAAAAUCACCAGCUCUCUGACAGUUGCAUCAUACCACAAAGUUGACAGUAAUUUUGAUGCAAAAAUAUUUUUUAUAAAUGUGCUUUCUCCCAGUAGGAAUUAAAAAAAUAAAAAUGCAAUCAAAAAAAUUGCAUUUGAAUAAGGAAUCGGUUUACACAGCACAAUAAAUAUUACAUUAAUAUAUAUUAAAUAAUAAUUCCAUAACAUCACUAGUGUAUCAUUUCUUUUCAAUCUGAAGUCUGCUUCUAUUUUUUUUUUAAAACGAAGUCACACUUACUAUAGUGUGUUGACCAGGAAAUAUUUUUAUUGUGCAUUAAAAGAGGAUAUUUAAUUUCAUACUCAAGUGUUGUUCUCCCCUAGUUUUGAUAUUUCCCUUUUUCAGACAGUUUUGCAAGUGGUGGGAUGAAACGGAGUCACUCACGCGGCAGCUUUAAAAGUUUGACCACUUGUAAGCCUACGCUGUCCAUUAUUUGUUGUAACAUUGUCAGUAAUGUUAUUUCUCUGGAAGUUCUCUAAAGCAUUAUUUGAGGGUGCUUAAAAAAAAAGCACAACUUUGGUUUGCAGUGCUAGGUUUUCGCUUGCAUUCUUGCUCUCUAAAAAAAAUACAUCUUUUGGUUUCUUGUGUCUGAAUAAAAGCUAAUCGUGGUUCUAAAAUAUUCUAUUUUGAGAAUCUCCCCUGAUAGCCAUAUGGUUUAUCCAUCACAAGCAUAAUUCAGAUCUACCCUGCGAUGACAUCAGAUUUAUUAUGUGCACAGUUCUACACUAUGUAACUUAUCAAAUGCUGAACCCAUUUUAACAUGCCGCUUAAACUGAAUAUGUCAAGUCACUUAAAGUUCAGAACCACUGCUGUGCAGACAACCACACUUUUAUGCUUACUCUCACCAUCAUUAUUACCCAUCACUCCUACCAUGCCCUCUUGUUAUCAAAUGUCUCCACCCAUGCUCAUUUCUACAGCCCAUAUCAAAAGAAGUGCAGGGAUUCGCAGCUACUCAGAGUCUUGUAUAAUUUUUUAAAAAUUAUCUCUAAAUUACUGAAAUUUUUAACUGUUAAGUUCAUUUUAACAACAUUAAUUUUGUUUGCUAUUCCACUACUUCAAGAGAGUAUGCACAUUUUCAUCAGAGUAAUUUAAAUAUUUCAACAAAUUUGAAUCAUCUUCACUUGGAAUAUGGUUACUGUUUAUUUCUGUUAUCCUUGUUCAGAAAGGUUACCUAUAAACUAUCUUUAGGAUGCCAUUAAAAACAUUCAGCAACUUAAAUUUGAAAAGUUUUAUUUAAUACUGCAUUUAUAGAGCAAAUAUUCAUCUGAUCUGUACAAUCCACCCCUUGAUUCCCCAUAUUAAAACUUCUCAGCUGACAGAUAUGGCAUGUUUCGUGGUGAGCUAGGUGUUGUGCAAACUCUCUGUUCAUCUGCAUGCUUUUGUUUUCCCAUUACAAUUUAACAUCUUUAAAACAUCUAUUUCUCAGGCUUUGAACAAAAUUUUUGUGCCUGUAAUCUUUAUUCAUUAAAGAUAAUAAGGAAACAGAUUGAACAUAAUGUUUUUUUUAAUACUCGAGGCAUUUUAAUAGUAAAUAAAUCUUUUGAAAUUAUAAAAUUAAAUUUUAUAAUUUUUUUUUUUACUUUUAGUUUUAAAUGGUUGUGAGCAGUUUUUUGGCAAUUAUCUUCUAUGAUUUUUUGAAAUGUAAAAAGAGGCUAAUGAUUUUGCAUUUUUAAAGUUAUGUUUAUACCCAUAUUAAUAUUUUGACAAAAUCCAAUUAAGGUUACUAAGUAUAACAUAACAUUAUUGAAGUAAAUUACUGAAUUAAAUUAGAAUAAAUUAAUAAUUAAGUAAAUUUGUAUUAUUAUUUUAAAAACAUUUUUUAUAGGAAAUUGAUAAAUAUAUAUCAUACAUCAUAUUUUAAAAUUGUGAUUACUUAGCAUAAUUCAACCAUGUUUUUUUUUUAAAGGAAUGAUUUGUUUCUUCUGUGUGUAAAUCUUUAAGAAAAUCUUUAUUUGACUACGAACUGAAUGUCUGACCUUCCUAAUAAUCUUAAGUAUUAGAACUUAGAAUAGAGCAUUCAGCCUAUUCUGUCUUUAUUUCUGAGCAGGAAUUAAUUAUUGUUUCUCAUUUGCAUGUAUAUGUAUAUAUGAUAUCUAAAUUUAACUGGUGUAGGAAAGAUGAUUGUUUAACAAUUAUGAAUUAACAUAAUUUAAUAGCCUUUUAGCCUUAAUAAGAAUCUUAUUAAUGAAAGCUUUCUCUGUAUCUUAAAAAAUAUGCCAGAAGGUAACUUGAUUUAGAUAUUGCUCUUCUGAGCUUCCCAACCACUAGGCUGCUAUGCUCAUCUGAAGUCUCUGGUGGACACUGAUAAAUUGUCAUAAUUAGUUUUACAUUCUAAAUAUUUUAAUUGCUUGAGAAAAAAACCCACUUAUUUACAUUAUUAUUAAAUUUAUUCCAUCAGUUCAUUAAGUUUCAAUAAAAAGAAAAGAAAUAAAUUAUAAAUAAAACAAGUAGUCAAAUAUGUAAAUGGAAUAUGUUUUUAGUCAAACUUAUUUUUAAAUAGUUUUUAUUAUUAACAUAGACUCAAUGAGAUCUGAUGUUUCUAGUCUACUUGAAAGGGCAGAGCUGAAACAAUUAAUCUUUUUUUUAAAAUCACCAAUAUUUUUGGUUUAAUUGUACUCGCAUGAAAAUUGAAUUAUUUUUUUUUCACUUCCCUGAUUAACCUCAUGCCUUGGGUCUAAUCAGAAUUUGAUGUAAGCUAACAACUAUUUAGCCAUCUCAAUGUACUUUCUUUUUCUUAGUGCAAAUAUUUUCAUUAGUACUCUGCUUUUAUAACAAUACUAACAGUUUUUUUUUGUUCCCCUCCCAACUUUUGGAAAUACAACUUACAAAUCACUAGCUGCUUCAAGUCACCAGCUCUCCACUAUGGCCACUUCAGCAAGUUCUGACAAUUUGGGAGAUGAACGGCUUAUGAUACGUCGCGUUUCUUCAGGGGCCUCUCUUGCAGGGCACACUUUUGUGACGGUGUACUCCUCUAUGUGGCAAGCACUCAAUGAACUUGCCGCAGACCCGCAUCCUGAAGUGGCUUCUAUGUCCAGAAAUAUUAUUGAUGCAGUCAAGAGGAAGGUUUGUGAUUAUAGCAUGCAGACAGGGAUCAGCUUUUAUAUCAUUGAAAGUUCUGGAGAUAUUAAUAUGUAAUAAUUUAUCUAAUAGUUGUUAAAAGUUUAUCAAAUUUAAAUACAUUUUAAAUUGAAAUUUAAAAUGUACACUUAAAAAAUAGUUCUUUUGUCAAUUUUAUAAUAUUUAAAUGUUUCAACUUAAAAUGUGUUCCAAUAAUUUUUCUAAGGGGUAAUCCUUUCGAUUUAUUGAAAGUGUUUCUUUUGAUUUCCUAAAAAAACAUAGGCAUCGACAUCGGCACGUCCCCGACAAGUAAUCCAAGCAGUUGUAUCCCAAAAUAACCAUUCUAUGGCAUCCAGUCCAUCCAGACCCGCCAAUAUGCCUUUUGGGUUGGUAUUUUCACAUUUUCGUUAAGUCAUUUUUUCUAACAUGAGGGUAUGUUUAGACUGUAGAAUUUUAUCAAAUGGCUCUGAUUUUUUUCUUCUAAAUAUUUCUAAGUUUAGCGAAGAAAGUUGGUACCUUACUAAAGAAAAAAAAAGUUAAAUUUUUUGCUAAAUAUUUUCUAUUGACAAACUUCAUUAAUAUUUCUGAAUGGGAAAAAGUUCUGUUUGUGGAACCAAGGAAAAGAGAUGGCCACUGAUGGUGAUGUUGUACAUGUUUGUGAUAUUUAAAAUUUAAUUUAAAAAUGAAAUUUUACAGACAGACGUUUCUUACUCAAUUUAAAAGUCUCUAGACAAUGGUGUUGAAAAUGUUCCACUGGCUGUUAUUUAUUUUUUUUUACAGGAACAUUUUAUGAUGGUCUUAUUUGUGGACCUGUUUUUGUACCAAAACAGUAUUUUGGUCUAAAUAUUUGUUUUUUCUCAUGGGUCUUAAAUUUUGAAAAUAUUUAAGAGAUCAAUGAGAUGAUGUUUAUACAUCAGGAAAUUUUAUAUUUUAGACGCAAAAAAAUAUUGAGGUUAAUACUUCUAAAGCAUAUAGAAGAAAUUAUAAUUUAUAUAAUGAACACUCCUGAAUUGGGAACACAUAUUUAGAGAUUAUAUUACAAUGAAAAAAUAUUUUAAUUCAAUUAGACAUUACAUUAAAAUGUAUACAUUUUUUACUUUGGCAGCACUCCCCCACAAAACAUGGUUAGUCCUGGCAGCACUCAGUAUUCCAUAGGUCAACCACCUAGAAAAGUAUUUGACAAGACACCUUCUGUGGUGCAGGUUUGUCUAUAAUAAUAAUUUUUAAUUUUAAGAUAACAAAGUUAUUUGAAAUAAUUAUUGAGAGUAAAAGACUUUAAAACCAAAAAAAGCAAAUAGAAUUAUUAUUUUAUUAAGAACAAAUAAGACACAAUUAUAAAGUAUUUAUUUUAAAAAAAACUGUGUUAUUCAAGAAAGCUUUACAAAUUUUCUUUUUAAUUACCAUCAAGUAUAACAAUUUAUGAAUGGACCUGAUUUUUUAUUGGCUUUCUUCAGACUGAAGAAGGUAAAGAAGAAGACAAUUCACCUAUUUCUGAGAAAGUGAGCACACAAUUUUUUGAGUGGAGCUGCAAGUAUUUUGCAGAGCCAUUUAUGUGUCUUAGGAAAGACCAAGACCCAGAAUGUCAGUCAUAUCAUGAAAGGGAGUACAGGUUCCUGAGGAAUGCUAGAGUCAGAUCUCUUGGCAGGGAACAACUUCGAGCAGGUAUUUAAAUAUUAUUUAUUUAUUUUUUUCUUAAAAAUGAAGCAAGAAGCUUUCUUCUGAACAGUUAUUAAAAACUUUUGACAACAUUCUAUGAACAGUGAUUUUUUUUCAUUUUUGUAUUAUGCACUCAGAACAAUGAAAAUGUUUUGUCAUAAAGCUAUGUCUUUUUCAAAUGAAUCACUGUAAGAAGAUCCUUCUAGGUAUGGAUAAUUAUUGCUACAUUAUUUUUAAUUCACAAACUUAAUUCAUAAGGUGUGACAAGGCUGGAUGACCAGAUGUUUGUCAACAGGGUAAAUGCUGUACCAACUGCCAUCAAGUUUCAUCCAUAUGAAAAUUUUCUUGCUGUAGCUGACAGUCAUAAUGUAUCGUAAGUGUUUUAUAAUUCAAUGAAAACUAAAUUAGAAAUUAUUUCAUGUUUCAAAAGACUUCUAACACACCUGAAUUAUUUUCGUUAAAUAAAUACUGUACUGUUACAAGAACUUGCCUUCACAUAGUGGAGCGGAAUUCUGGCAAGAGGGAUAGGCUAACAGGCUCACAGCCUACAUGCUUGUUUGUGUGGUUUCCGCAUUGGAAUGGCGACUCACCAGAUAAAAAAAAAUUACUGCCACUAAAUCAUUCAAUUCAAACUCUAACCCACCAUUAUGGGAGAACGGAGGCCCCGGAAAGGGAUUAUGAAGUGACCUAGUCGAACAUGAACGGGAGCUGAUCUGCAGACUACCUCCUUUUGGAUGAGGAAAAUCACCCAGGUGGGGACCUGGAAUCUACGCACAAGGCAUGAGAUGGGGAAAAGUUUAUCAGGUGCCGGGUGGCAGCAGAGAUGAGAAAGAACAGCAUAAGGGGUCAGUGAAGCAAGAUGGACUCAAUCAGGAAGAAUGAAAUUGACAACAGGAAAUACUACUUUAUAUUCAGGAUAUGAAGAUAAAAAUGCUCAACACACAGAGGGUUUGGCUAGACUACUUUCUCCACAGGCAGAACAUUCCUUUGUAGGUUAGCAACCUGAAAAGUGAAGGAUAAUAACUGCAAACCUAUAGAACAUUCAAGAAGGAAUUUAAAUUCAAUGCAGUUCAGUGCUAUGCUCCUACUAAUGACGAAGAAGAGAUAAAGAAUGAUUUCUAUGCUAGAUUACAGUUAGUGAUAGAUAAAAUUAGAGACGAUGAUAUGACGUCAAUGAUAAGAGACUUCAAUACUAAAAUAGGGAAGGAUAAUACUCUAUAUGAGGAGAUUAUGAGGAGACAUGACCUAGGAAGAAACAAACAAAAAAUGAGACUGCAGAAAUAUUUACUGAUUUUUGUGCUGAUAGAAUAUCCACAAGGCAGCAUGGAUGGCUCCCGAUCAUCUUACACACAAUCAGAUUGACCAUGUUUGUAUCAAGAAGAAAUUCAGGCAAUAGCUAUGAGAUGUAAGAGUAUAUAUAAGUGCAGAUGUAAUUCUAAAAAAAAAAAACAAAGACCAUGUCAGGAUUGAAGAACCAAAUACAACAUGGCAUUUCUAGAUGAAAAAAAUAAAAAUAAUGUGUUCAGAAAUGAGCUUGCAAAUAGAUUCAAGGCCUUAGAAAAUUUGGAAGAAUGUGGACGACAUAGACUCACAAUGAGAUACAAUUAAGAAUACAUGGAAUUCAACAUGUGAUUAAGUCUUAGUGUUUAAAACAUGUAAAAGCAAACCAUUUAUAUCAGAGACCAUAGUCAACCUAAUCCAACAUCAAAAAGAUAGGAAAGCCAUCCUGAUGAACAGCUGAAUCCGAGCCUCAGAAACAGCAGCAUGAAAAGGAAGCACUAAAGAUUUUUACAAUACUGAAAGCACUCAAAACUUUCACAACACAGCAAAGAAAUUAACAGGAAAGUUAUAACAACAGUAUAACCAGAUCAAAGAUAAAAAACAGUAAAAUGUCAACAAAUCCUAAGGGGCAGGAAACAUGAUGGGUGGAAUAUUUCAAGGAGCUUUUAAACAGGCCAGCUCCCCUUGAUACAGCAGAUAUUCAGACAACCCAGAGAGAUCUUGACAUUGACUGAACCAGAUCUACUAAGGGAAAUAAAAAUUCCAAAAUUAAUGAACAAGCUGCCUGACCGGAUGGGAGACCUGCUGAGAUGAUGAAAGCAGACAUUGAUCUAUCAAUCAACGUAUUCUACAACAUUUGUAUCUCCAUUAGGUACAUAUAAUUUAACGCCUUUUUUUGGUCUUUUUUUAACCCCCCCCCCCCCCCAACCACCACCACCUUAACAUUAUUUUUUUAAUUCAUACUGACCUACAAUGGUUGCCCUCUUCCAAUCACCUGGCUUGAAUCACCACAUCUCACUGUAUAUGUCACUUUCCUCUUGUUCAUUUAUGAAAAAGUAUUAAUUAAAAAAAAAAAAAAAAAAUUAUUUUCAGAUUUUGGGAUCUUGAGCAGGGAACGAAAGUCUCAGAUAUUCCGAAUCCUGCAGUUUUAGAACGUGCUUUGACACCUUUACUUCGAGUCAGUCGCAUUACUUCAAUAGAUUUCAUGAACUCCCACGAUCAAGCUCUGUUUAUGUUUUGUACAGGUACGAGUUAGCAGCAUUCAUACACCGUAACAGCUGGUAUACACAUUUUAGUAUCAGUUAUAAAUUAAAUUUCUUUUGUAAGUGCUUUAGAUGGUCCUUCGUUAUAAAUGAAUACUUUCUCACUGUGUCUCUGUUGUCUCGUCCAUUAUGUGGCUGAUUUUUUUGUGUAAAAUCUGUAAACUGAUAUCACUCCCCAGAUGAUGGUGCUAUCAGAAUCCACAGAAAUUUCCUUUCGCCUAAUGAGUCUGACAGAGAACUGGUCACAGCAUUUAAAGGUUUAUCAGAAAUUGUCCCUUCUGAAAGAGGUGAGACAAAAACUGUUACGCAAACAUAAGAUGUUGUGAGUGGUGGGGUCCCUAUUUAUGUUCUGUCACAUCUUUGUUUAAAAUUGGUUGAAUUAUCUUUUGAGGUUUGAAAGAGAUGUAAGCCAAUGAGACUCAAUCGGGACUUACACUACAUAAUUAUCUUGAGAGAAUUUCCAUUCUAGGGAGGAAAUCUCUAUUAGGGGAUAUAUUGAUUAAUGAUGUUAAUUUAAUUCUCUUGUGUUAAACUGGUGCCUUUUUUUUUUUAGAUUUUGAAAUCCGCUUUUAUGUAAUAUAGGUUUCAUUUGAAUAUAUAGAUAUAUAUAUAUAUAUUUUGCGUAUUUACAUAGUAGAUUCACCAGGAGCUUCUUAGAUAUGUGCCUAUUGCUUUUUUUUUUUAUGACCACAUAGAUAUGACACAACACAUAAAUUUCACAGGGGCACAGACACUAACUGUUUUAAAUGCUGAUAGGUGGUUUUUGUGUCUGUUGUUUUUUUUUUUUAAAAAUAAUCCCAUCAAGGAACAUAUAUUUAUUUAUUAUUUUUAAAUGUAUGAAUACUAUAAAUUUUGGUGAACCUUGGGUAACUUCAAUCAUAGCCUAAAGGCAGUCUCUCCAACCAAGCACACAGGGAAACAUAAAAUGGUAGUCGAUGUGAAGAUUUCUUAAAAAUCUGGGUAAUGCAGAGCAGAACAAACAGAUCCAGGUUGAAAAAUAAUCAUUUGUAAAUAGCCAAUGACCCAUUAGGAGCUACACAGACUAAUAACAAGAAAGUUAUAUGUAUAUACAUAUUUAUAAAAUACAAGUUCUGUAUUCCACAGGCUCUGGUUUAGUUACAGAAUGGGAACAAGAAACAACCACUCUCAUAACUUCUGGGAAUGCAAGAAUUAUCAGACUGUGGGACAUGCAACGAGAGACAAAAAUAAGUGUAAGAUGAUGUUUCUUGUCAGAAUUUUCACCAUGGUACAAAGUUAUUUUGCUGUUUACAAUAAAUUAAUUGUUAUUGAUUCUGCCUUGUCAUUAUUUGCAGCUGAAAGAUAUCAUGUAUAUUGUUGAAGCAAAACAUAGACAAAAUCUUAAAUUAUUCUCAAAUAUUUGUUACAUCAAUAAUUGCAAAUUAUUUAAAUAAAUUGACUUUCAGGACAUCAGCACUGGGGCAGAAAGCUGUGUCACCAGUCUUGCUUCAGAUCCUUUAGGGAAAUCCUUACUUAUAGCAGGUUGUGGGGAUGGUUCAGUCAGGCUGUUUGACCGUCGGCUAAACCCUGCAGAGUGGUGGGUCCCUAUUUAUUUUUUUAUGUUUUAUGUUCUUAAAUUUUUUUUUUUUUUUAUAUUCUUAUAAGUAUUCACUAUUGUUGUUCUUACAAAAUUUAGUAUCUUUUUAUUUUAAACUGAAAGUUAGAAGCUCAUUUAACAAUAAUCAAUCGGUUGACAAUAAUAAUAACUACUGUAAAAACUUAGAUAUUUGUAAAUGCAAAUAAAAAAAGAGUAGUGUCUUUAAAAAAUCUAAUGUUCAAUUGGUCAAUUACUUUAAGACUAAUCCUGAAUUAUAAAAAAAAAAUGGUUACAAUAUGUUUUGAAAUUAUUUUUUUUUUGGUAUCCUUUUACAUAUGCUUUUCAAAUCUUUUAGCCGUGUUAUGACAUUAAGAGAACACAACUCCUGGGUACUUAAAGUUCAUUUGCAAAGAGGUUCUGAAGGAAAAAUCGUCAGUGCAUGGUAUGUGUAAAUUAGACAGACUUCCUUAAUGCCAUUAGAAUGAUUAUAAGUGCAAAGUAUUUACGUUGGCUGAUACACAAGAUGUGCUCAAAUCCUGUUUUGAACUCACCCCAUCUCUCCAACUCGCUACUUUGGGAUUAGGACAGCCAAAGGUUAAUGGGUAAAACACAAACUGCAUUGAAAUCGAACCUCAACAUCUAUCUGACAGCAUCUUUUCCCCUGACAUUUAUUAUUAUUGGUAGUUCAGGGCUAAUUCUUUUUAGUAGUCUCUCAAAAUCUAUUUAACAAGACAUAUUUAUUGUGAAGGGAAAGAAAUUUUAAUUUGUUUUAUACCACCCAAAUCCCAACAUCCUUCACAUUUAUUAUUUACACUCUUUUCCCAGUUAAUAUAAAUUCAAACAAAUAUUAUUCAACAAACAGUAGUGUACUUAAUGGUUACAUUUGACUAAUGUCAAUUGAGGCUUAUGUCUUUCUUAAUAAAGAGUGCUCCUAUCAGUUAUACCUCUGCUUUAACCCUUUGAACCCGCUCGAUCAGUCUAUGCAUUAAAAAUGCACACCCCACCAGACUGAUAUUUCAGUCCCCCAUACCUUACCCUUGAUCGACAGUCUGUAUAUAAAAUUGUGUGGUAAAUACUGAGUUCAGUUACCACGUGACUCGCCAAAGGUCACAGUUGUGGCUACGGCCAUGGAAGCUUUGGUUUUGUUAUGUUUUUUUAUGUGUAAAGGUGACAAAAAUGAAAAAAAAAAUUGUAUUCUUAAGGACUCAAACCAGAGCAGAUUUAUGAUAAUGUAAAUGAUUCAAAGGAUUAUCAUUGUAUUUUGAAAAAGGAUUUGAAAUAAAGCAAAUAGACAAUGAUAGGGAUUGACGUCAUCUACUUGUGCUGCUGAUGUGUGCUUUAAGAAUAAAAGAAAGAACACAAGGUCUAUACCUGGUCUCACCUCGCCCUGGCUUUUAUGAAAAAUCAGGAUCGCAUAAAUGAUUUUUUACUAUGCUAUUUUAUUUUACACCAUUUCUAAGAUAUUUGUCUUCCUUGGAUACAUUUUAUAAUACUUACGGACUACUAAUAUACAAAUUUAGAUUGAAAUAAAUAAAAUGUAUUUAAUUGUAUAAUCAUUCAAUUUAGUUUGAUGAUGUAUGUCAGUUUGUGAGAAUUUUCCCCAGAAACCCAGGGGCAUGGGUAUUUUAGGACCAGGAGCUAAGGGUUCAAAGGGUUAACUUAAAAAAUCAUAUAAUCAUCAAAUUUAUUUUGUUUCAAGCUGUGAUGGAGAUAUACGUUUCUGGGACCCAAGAUUUACAGACUCGGUUAGGGUUUACAGUACUCCAACAUCAUUAUCUUCAGUGGAUAUCCACCCAAGAGCAGAUAUCAUAGCUUGGUAAAUAUUACUUUAUGUUUACAGGACUGAAACAGAACAUUUUAUAGAAUGUCUCUGAGCAUUCAAUGUUACCUCAUGAACAAUUCUGACAUUUCGAUGUAAUAAAAUAAAAGGAUCAGUAAACUAGAAAUUGGUAGCUACUAUGCUAAAUAAAUGAGUUCCUGAAAAUAAGGCGCUACUUAUAAUCACUGAGAAAAAGUAUGAAUUGGAUCAAUUUCUUGUUUUGUUAUAUAUUUGGUGGCUGAAUGGACAUUACAUUGAAAAGAUAUCCUUUUAUGCCAGCAUAUUAAUCCUUAAAAUUUAAGCCAACCUAUUUUUCAACCUGUUGUACAUUAGAAAGUAUUGAAGUUGACCUCUAUGCAGACUGGUUUCCUCACCUGGAAAGAAAUCUAGCUUUUGUAUUUUAUUACAGUGGCUCUACUAACCAGUGCAUGACAGCUUACAGUCCAAAUGGUACUGUACUAAGUACAGUAAAAUACCAUGAAGGGUUUUUGGGACAGAGAAUAGGCAAUGCCAGCUGUAUGUCAUUUCACCCUUAC